ACCGCCACAGAAGAAAAAAAAAAGGCGGAGGUUAGACGUUAGAAGGCGAAAGUAAAAGGCUUCAAACGUGCGCUUGGUGUGUUUGCUGGAAUCCAAAAUGUUGAAAGAGUUGGUGAAAGAGCGACUGAUGACGUCAGCUGAUGAAAUAUUCGCGCUGUUUGAAAGCACGAUAGCGACGUACGAGGAGGAACUCUCACGAACAAAAGAGGAAAACGAGCGACAUCGUCAACAACUGCAAGCUGUUUGCAAGACUCUGCAAAUCAAAGACGUCUAUCAGCUGAUUGGUCGUCAAGAAAAUUGUCCAGCUCAUUUGCAGGGGAGGAACUCGUCUUUGAAUCAGGAGGAUCCACAUCCCCCCAACAUUAAAAGGGAAGAUGAGGUUCUCUGGAUCAUUCAAGAAGGAGUGUGUCUUCUAGGCUCGAAAAAGGCUGAUCCCACCGACUUGCCACUGACUCUUGUCUCUGUGAUGAUUGAAGACCAUGAAGACAAAUCACUGGAGUCCUCACAGUUUCAUCACGGUCCAAGUGAGGAAAACGGAGGGGAGAAACCUCCAAGUAGCAGCUCACCACAACACAUGACAACAGAAGCUGAUGGAGACCCCAGCGGAGGAUCACAAGCAGACAACUUCUUAGCUCCACUAUCAGAUAGUAAGGUCGACGACAUGGACGCUGCCAGAGACCCUCUGAGCAGGGACGCAGGGACUCGCACUCACAUUCAACACUCUGAAUGCUCUCAAAACAAGACAGGUAAACUGAGUUUUCCCUGCUCUGCUUGUGCAAAAAGCUUUUCUUUCAAGAGCAGUUUGACCCGACACAUGAUACAACACACGGGAGUAAAACCUUUCGCUUGCUCAAUUUGCGGUAAUAGAUUCUCUUAUAAGGAAGUAAUGCUAUCACAUAUGAGAACGCACACAGGAGAAAAACCUUUCUGUUGCCCAGUUUGCGGUAAAAGAUUCUCGCAAAGGUCACCUAUGGUAUCGCACAUGAAAACACACUCGGGAAAACUAUACCCCUGUUCAGUUUGCAGUAGAAGUUAUUAUUAUAAGGCAAGUUUGAAAGCACACACGCAGUCACAUGACAGAGAAUUAAAAUAGACCUUUUCUGCGAUCGCGUCAAGUUAUGUUAAAUCAACAAAUCUUCUGACGUUAUGCGCAACCUUGAACCGUUGUCCUGUCUUGUCAACUUCAUACCUGCCAA
This is a messenger RNA of Nerophis lumbriciformis (worm pipefish), 1196 nucleotides long. The record is from RefSeq and is a predicted model, not a curated record. Lineage: Eukaryota; Metazoa; Chordata; Actinopteri; Syngnathiformes; Syngnathidae.